AUGCCAAGACCCAACUUUACUGCGGUCACAGACUUCACCUGUGAAGGCUUUUCCAUUUUUGGGUGGCAGCACAGACUUAUCCUCUUUGUGGUCUUUCUAGUCUUGUACCUGUUGACCCUUGCCAGCAAUGCCAUCAUCUUGACGGUUAUCCGCCUCAACCGUCAACUUCACACACCCAUGUACUUCUUCCUGAGCAUCCUGUCCAUGUCUGAGACCUGUUACACCAUGGCCAUCAUCCCCCGGAUGCUGUCCAGUCUCCUGAGCCCCCAGCAAGCCAUCUCCAUUCCGGACUGUGCCAUUCAGCUCUUCUUGUAUCUCACCUUCGGCAUCAACAACUGCUUCCUGCUCACGGCCAUGGGCUACAACCGCUACAUGGCCAUCUGCAACCCCCUAUGGUACUCGGUCAUCAUGGGCAAAAGGACCUGUAUACAGCUUGCAAGCGGAUCCUGGAGCCUUGGCUUGAGCACAGCCAUCAUCCAGGUGUCUUCUGUGUUCAGCCUGCCCUUCUGUGACACCAAUGUCAUUUCCCACUUCUUCUGUGACAUUCGGCCCCUAACGAAGCUGGCUUGUGCUGACACCACCAUCAAAGAAUUUAUCACUUUGUUCAUCAGUCUGUGCGUCCUUGUUCUGCUGAUCUUCAUCUCCUAUGUCCUGAUUGUCUCCACCAUCCUCAAGAUGGCCUCUGCUGAGGGCCGGAAGAAGGCUUUUGCCACCUGUGCCUCCCACCUCACCAUGGUCAUCGUCCACUAUGGCUGCACCUCCUUCAUAUACCUAAAACCCAAAUCCCAAAAUUCCCUGCAGGACAGACUCAUCUCCGUGACCUACACAGUCAUCACCCCCCUACUGAACCCUGUUGUAUACAGCCUGAGGAACAAAGAGGUCAAGGAUGUCUUGCUCAGAGCUUUAGGUAAAAAGCCUUUCUCUUAG
Lontra canadensis (Northern American river otter) is the source of this 927-nucleotide messenger RNA. Its product is annotated as olfactory receptor 10J4-like. The record is from RefSeq and is a predicted model, not a curated record. Gene Ontology annotation, cellular component: membrane. Gene Ontology annotation, molecular function: G protein-coupled receptor activity; olfactory receptor activity. Bases 1 to 927 code for a protein of 308 amino acids. Lineage: Eukaryota; Metazoa; Chordata; Mammalia; Carnivora; Mustelidae. The transcript has a single exon. Gene Ontology annotation, biological process: G protein-coupled receptor signaling pathway.